CGCUGUGUCACGCUUGCGUUGCUUGUUCAUUUUGAUAAUAAAUCUGGCAACGUAUUUUAAGCACCCGGCAUCAAAACAAUAAUAUCAUUCUGUCAUUAUGAAUCAGCAAUUUUGCGACUUUGCCGCAUUGUGGUUUAGUUUUCAGCUGUUGAUGUUUUCAGGUCUAUAAAGCCAGUAUAGGCCUAGUAUUUCUCGUCGCACCUUUUUGUACAUCUUCAUUUGAGGCCGAUUUAUUUGUUUCUUCCAGUAAAACUAUUUGAAAAGGAUUAACAUGGACAAAAAGGCAGAUAUUGCACUCAUCGGGUUGGCUGUAAUGGGCCAAAACCUGAUUCUUAAUAUGAAUGACCAUGGAUUUGUGGUUUGUGCGUUUAAUCGAACAGUUGAAAAGGUUGAUCAUUUUCUUGCAAAUGAAGCUAAAGGUACUAAAAUUAUCGGCGCCAAAAGUUUAGAAGACAUGGUGUCAAAAUUGAAGAAACCUAGAAAAGUUAUGAUGUUGGUGAAGGCUGGAGCUGCAGUAGAUGCAUUUAUAGAUAAAUUGGUCCCAUUGCUAGAAGCAGGUGAUAUAAUAAUUGAUGGUGGAAAUUCCGAAUACACAGACUCCAUAAGAAGAGCCAAAAGUCUAGAGGCAAAGAAUUUAUUAUUUGUAGGAUCUGGUGUCUCUGGUGGAGAAGAAGGUGCUCGCUAUGGACCAUCACUGAUGCCAGGCGGUUCACCAAAAGCUUGGCCUCACAUCAAACCCAUAUUUCAAGGCAUUGCUGCAAAGUCAGAUGGUGAACCAUGCUGUGAUUGGGUUGGUGAAGACGGAGCAGGUCAUUAUGUGAAAAUGGUUCACAACGGUAUUGAAUAUGGAGAUAUGCAGUUAAUUUGUGAAGCUUGUCAUAUUAUGAAAGAUGUUGUUGGAAUGAAUAAUGAUGAAAUAUCUCAGGUUCUCACAGAAUGGAAUAAAGGAGAACUAGAUUCUUUUUUGAUUGAAAUCACUGCAGAUAUCAUGAAAUUUCGUGAUACUGAUGGUCUUCAUCUUGUUGAUAAAAUAAGAGAUGCUGCAGGACAGAAAGGAACUGGAAAAUGGACGGCUAUAUCUGCUUUAGAUCAAGGAAUGCCAUUGACAUUAAUAGGAGAAUCAGUUUUUGCAAGGUGUCUAUCAUCAUUAAAAGAUGAGAGAGUUACCGCAUCAAAACAAUUGAAGGGACCAACCCAAGGAGUUGUCAAAAUUGAUGACAAAAAGAAAUUUAUCGAAGAUUUGAGACAGGCAUUGUAUGCAUCAAAAAUAAUAUCAUAUGCUCAAGGGUUUAUGUUAAUGAGAGGAGCAGCUAAAGCAUACAACUGGGAUUUGAAUUACGGGGGCAUUGCACUCAUGUGGAGAGGUGGAUGUAUUAUUAGAAGUGCUUUUCUGGGUGAAAUCAAAAAGGCUUUUGCUAAGAAUCCAAAGCUUGAAAACUUACUUCUGGAUGAUUUUUUCAAAGUUGCAAUUCAUAAAUGUCAGGAUGGAUGGAGAAGAGUGUUAUCAGCUGCAGUGUUGCAGGGAAUUCCAACACCUUGUCUCAGUUCCGCAUUAGCAUUUUAUGAUGGUUAUCGAUCAGAACGUGUUCCUGCUAAUAUUAUUCAGGCACAACGGGACUACUUCGGAGCUCAUACGUACGAACUGUUAUCAGAACCAGGAAAGCAUGUUCACACGAACUGGACUGGACGUGGUGGACAAGUUUCAUCCUCUUCAUAUAAUGCAUAAUAUGUAACUCUUUUACUACCUUUUAAAUCAACAGUGUAGUUUUGAUGUUUUGUAAUUAAAAUAUCAAAUUAGGUAACAGCUACAACAACUCAACUUUUUGAAUUCAUUAUCUUCAAUAUAGUGCCAAUUAGAACAUUUGUGUAUUUUUAAAUACCCAAAUAGUGUCUGUACUGUUACUUUACCUGCAUUGAAUCAUUGCGAUAAUGUUUCGUUGAGGGCUUAUUUGAUUACCUAUUGAAUGAAAUUACGAUGUUAUGAAUUUUCUUAGUCUUUUGGUACUUUUAAUAAUGGUUAUUAUAUCUGUUAUAAAUUUUAAUAAAACUGGUACCUAGAAAUAUUUGAGAUUAAUAUAAAUAUAUAUAACGUGUCUUACCAUGUAUUGCAGUAUUUACUCCACAGAUUUUUCUUUGUCUGAUUUGCAUGAAUCUUGGUAGUGAAAUCUGCUGAAUGUGGUGCCCGAUUUUCAAAUUAUAACAUUUCGUAUUCACAUAGUUCUUCAAUAUUAAUACUCUUUUGAUUUAAUGAAUGAACUACGGAUUUGAUUGUGUACUAUAUGUACUAUUUCUUUUUCCAGUUGUAUCAAGUUCCGUUUAUGCUAUUUUUAUAUUAACCCUGGUAUGAAGGAUAAAGAUUAUGAAUAUAUCUUAUGUUUAUGCUUAUAUGCCCUUACGGCACACCUUGUAUGUUCUAUAUUAUUUGCUACCACUUUUGCUCUUUUAUAUGCAGAUAAAAAUAAUUACAAUUCACAUAAUAAUCAUAAUAGUAGUGUUAUUAAUAAAUAAUAGAAAUACUGAA
This is a messenger RNA of Styela clava, 2521 nucleotides long. RefSeq names its product 6-phosphogluconate dehydrogenase, decarboxylating-like. The record is from RefSeq and is a predicted model, not a curated record. NCBI's taxonomy places the organism in Eukaryota, Metazoa, Chordata, Ascidiacea, Stolidobranchia, Styelidae. Gene Ontology annotation, biological process: pentose-phosphate shunt. Gene Ontology annotation, molecular function: phosphogluconate dehydrogenase (decarboxylating) activity; NADP binding.